AUGAAUCAAGGUGGAACGCCAUCCACGGCUCUGACACGAAUAUCAUUCAACUUAUUUGCAAAUAACGUAAUAAAAAAUGAUUCAUAUACUGAAACUCUUCCUGAAUUCGCUUAUACCAACCAAAAGAAGAAUAGCAAUCCAACGGUAACAAUAUCAACCGCCAGUAUUCGUGCCAUAAUAUACCAGUUACAAGCAUUGUAUUUACGUACACCUGUGAAAUUAUUUCGACCUUCUCGAUUUGAUUACUUAGCACAAGUUAGAGAACUAGCUGAUAGACAUGAUAAUAUUUCCGAAAAGCCAUAUCGAUUCAGAACUCAUUCUUCAAUUGGAAUGUUAAUUAAUGUAGUUAAGAAGGAAGGUUGGAGAUUUAUUCCUGACCAAGUACUUCCUCCAUUAAUAGCCAAUUCAGCAACUGGGUUGAUACUAUAUGGUACCUACUUGGCAACGUUAGAUCAUUAUAAUAAGCAACAUCACUUUCACACCCAACCUAUGCAUUUCAAUUGGUAUUCUCCGAUUGACACUUGGAGAGCUGGAUUUGUAGCUGGGGCAGUUCAAUCAUUGGCUGCUGCACCAGUUGAUGCGAUCUAUACAAGACUGACAGUUUCAGAAAUGUUAGAAGGAAAGCAUCAAAAUCUUUGGUAUUUUGGAUUACAUAAACUAAAAGAAAUUGGGGUGUUUGGGGUGUUUGCAGGGUAUGGAUUCUCUUUGAUCAAAGAAUCACUUGGGUUUGCAUUUUAUUUUUCAACCUUUGAGAUUAUCAAGACCGAAGGAUAUAAUUUGACUUAUAAUAUGAUACAAUAUUAUAAUAGAAGCGAAGAAAUUAUCAAAAGAAAAUUACAAAAAGUUUUUAAGUGGGAUGAAGAUCAAAUUGAUGAAAAGUUAGAAAGAUUGGAACGAUAUAGACUGGAUAGAAUUUUAAAAUCGACAUUCAUAUUACUUGCCGGAGCCUCUGCAGCAUUUUCAUUAUUGGCUAUACAAUACCCACUAUCAAAGAUUCAAAAGAUUCAUCUUUCAAGAUUGGAAGCGUUGGAUGUUUAUACUUCUUCAAGGCAUAUGUCAAAACCAUUCGUGAAGCUAUAUUAUAAUUCAUAUAUCGAAACCUUCCACCAGGUUUCUCGAAUGAAGCAAAAGGCAAAUGUUGACUGGUUCCAAGCAGCAUACAAAGGGUUUGCCCGAAAUGCUUUAACAACAAUUCCAGCCACCUCGGUGGCAUUGUUGGUAUUUGAAAUCAUGCGAACCAAAUUGGCUGACGAUUUCGAUGAUAAUCAGUUUUUACAACCAUAG
Molecule: messenger RNA, 1284 nt
Organism: Hemisphaericaspora subhashii
Lineage: Eukaryota; Fungi; Ascomycota; Pichiomycetes; Serinales; Debaryomycetaceae
Exons: 1
Coding region: 1-1284 (427 amino acids)
Biological process (GO): mitochondrial L-ornithine transmembrane transport
Molecular function (GO): L-ornithine transmembrane transporter activity
Source: RefSeq, a predicted model, not a curated record